AUUGGCGUUUGUUAUGGUAUGAUGGGAAAUAAUCUUCCACCGGCAAACGAAGUUGUAAGUCUUUACAAAUCAAACAACAUCCAGAGAAUGAGGAUCUAUGAUCCGAAUCAAGAUGCUUUAAAUGCACUAAGAAAUUCAGGUAUUGAACUGAUUCUUGGUGUGCCAAACUCCGACCUUCAAAGCCUAGCCACAAACGCUGAUAAUGCACGUCAAUGGGUGCAAAGAAACGUGUUGAACUUCUAUCCAAGUGUCAAAAUCAAGUAUGUUGCAGUUGGCAACGAAGUGAGUCCAGUUGGAGGAAGUAGUACUUCUUGGCUUGCCCAAUAUGUUCUACCUGCAAUCCAAAACAUAUACCAAGCUAUAAGAGCUCAAGGUCUUCAUGAUCAAAUCAAGGUUUCAACAUCUAUUGACAUGACCCUAAUAGGAAACUCCUACCCUCCAUCACAAGGUUCCUUUAGGGGUGAUGUUAGGUCAUACCUAGACCCUAUCAUUGGCUACUUGUUAUAUGCAAGUGCACCUUUACUUGUUAAUGUUUACCCUUAUUUUAGCUAUGUUGGUAACCCGCGUGACAUAUCUCUUUCCUAUGCACUUUUCACCUCCCCUAAUGUUGUUGUAUGGGAUGGUCAAUAUGCGUAUCAAAACCUGUUUGAUGCUAUGUUGGAUUCAGUGCAUGCUGCUAUUGAUAAUACAAGGAUUGGUUAUGUGGAAGUUGUUGUAUCGGAGAGUGGUUGGCCCUCGGAUGGAGGAACUGCUACUUCAUAUGACAAUGCACGCAUGUACCUUGAUAAUUUGAUUCGACAUGUUAGUAAAGGUACUCCAAGAAGGCCUUCCAAGCCUACAGAGACUUAUUUGUUUGCUAUGUUCGAUGAGAAUCAGAAGAGCCCAGAAUCAGAGAAACAUUUUGGGCUCUUCUUUCCCAACAAACAGAAGAAGUACCCUUUUGGGUUCGGUGGAGAAAGGAAUAGCCAAGUGGUUGCUUAUGACUUUAAUGUAACAGUUUCCCUUAAGAGUGACAUUUGAGGACGAAGUCAAAGUCCUCAAAGUCUGCGUGAUUUCAUCCACAAAAUAA
Gastrolobium bilobum is the source of this 1069-nucleotide messenger RNA. Its product is annotated as glucan endo-1,3-beta-glucosidase-like. Gene Ontology annotation, biological process: carbohydrate metabolic process. Gene Ontology annotation, molecular function: hydrolase activity, hydrolyzing O-glycosyl compounds. Gene Ontology annotation, cellular component: plasma membrane. NCBI's taxonomy places the organism in Eukaryota, Viridiplantae, Streptophyta, Magnoliopsida, Fabales, Fabaceae. Bases 19 to 1020 code for a protein of 333 amino acids. The record is from RefSeq and is a predicted model, not a curated record. The transcript has a single exon.